AUGAAAGAUCUACAACAACUUCUCAGUCGCAUUCGACCUGAUUUCCGUCUGCAUGAUCAACAAAGGCCGUCUACGACUGUAAUCGAAGAAAAUGACGUGGUUAAUGACAUAAGAACGGCUGAUACCCGCCGACUUGUAAUGGGAACCUUAACUGUUGUUGAUCCAGAUGAUUCAGCCGUUCAAUCACGUUUCAAACAAGAAAAGAAACAGUCUAAACCAAAACCAGAGUUUUAUACAUCAAACUCAUCGUCUACGGAAGAUCGCAUGUGUUUCUUGCGAUGGCAGAUAGCUAUUGCUGUUGCUAGCACUGUCGUUCUGCUCAUCAUCACAAUUUUUAUUUCAACAUAUAUUAUACAUAUAAAAUGCAUUCGUGCUCCCGACUAUGGCUCAGUUUGUUCAAGUUCUAUGAGUGGAACAACAUACUCAUCUGAGUAUACAACGGGCAGUCAUGGAUAUCAGAGUCCUUAUGUACCAUCAUCUCGCACACAUAAUGUCCAAGAUCAUGCAAGGACAUACUGCGUACCUCAAUCAGUCAGAUGA
Molecule: messenger RNA, 540 nt
Organism: Auanema sp. JU1783
Lineage: Eukaryota; Metazoa; Nematoda; Chromadorea; Rhabditida; Rhabditidae
Source: the annotation of a GenBank genome assembly